CCGGCCGAGCGAUAGCAGGCCGCAGCUAGCACGCCACCUCCCCCCGCCUACAUAUACGAGGAGCCAUCAAUGGAGCAACAAGAAAAGAGCUCACCAUCCAAGCAGCAGCAGCAGCAAGAAGAGGAGGAGCUAGGAGUUCUCGGUCUCGCCGCAGAGCGAGUGAGCAAGGCAAGCGAGGAAAGCAAGGGAAGGAUCCAUGGCGUGCGCGGUGGCGCCGGGCUCGCCGGUCUUCUCGCCGUCCCGGCUCGGCCUGUUGGAGCAGCUGCAGCUCCACCACCACCACGGCUGCUCCAGCGGCGGCGCCUCCUUCCUCCCCUCCUCGCCGCUCCGCCCCUUCGCGCACCUCCGCGCGCGCAUCCACCCCGAGCCCUCCCCGUGCGCCGUCCCGCCGCCGCCCGCCGCCAAGGCCGCGGACCCUUCUUGUGCUGCUGUGACUGCUAAAGCUCCGGUCAAGCGCAGGCGCCCGGCGCCUCUGCUAGUGCCGGCCGCGGUCACCGUCGCGCCGGCGGUGCUGGAGGCCGCCGCGGCGAGCGGGGUGGACGAGAUGGCGGAGCAGGGCGAGGGCUUCGCGGCCUUCUGCCGGAGGGGCAAGGGCCGGAAGCGGGUCGAGAUGGAGGACCGCCACGUCGCCGCCGUCGCGCUCGGCGGGGACCGCGCGCAGGCCCUGUUCGGCGUGUUCGACGGCCACGGCGGGAAGAGCGCCGCGGAGUUCGCCGCGGACAACAUGCCGAGGAUCGUGGCGGAGGAGCUGGAGAGGUCGGCGCGCGGCGGAGGGGCAGGGCGCGCGGCGGUGGAGGGCGCCGUGCGGCGGGCGUACCUGCGCACCGACGAGGAGUUCUCCUCCACCUCCUCCAAGAACCGGGAGCAGGCGGGCGGCGGGGCCUGCUGCGUGACGGCGCUGCUCCGCGAGGGCGGGCGGCAGCUGGUGGUGUCCGGCGCCGGGGACUGCCGCGCGGUGCUGAGCCGCGGCGGCAGGGCGGAGGCGCUCACCGAGGACCACCGCGCGUCGCGGCAGGACGAGCGGGACCGGAUCGAGGCGCUGAAAGGCGGGCUGGUGCUCAACUGCCGCGGCGUAUGGCGGGUGCAGGGCUCGCUGGCCGUGACCCGGGGCAUCGGCGACGCGCACCUCAAGCCGUGGGUGGUGGCGGAGCCGGAGACUAGAACUGUGGACGUGGGCGCGGACUGCGAGCUGCUCAUCCUCGCCUCCGACGGGCUGUGGGACAAGGUGGGCAACCAGGAGGCCGUCGACGCCGCCGCCGCCUCCUCCGGCGACCUGCCCGCCGCGUGCCGCCGGCUCGUCGACAUGGCCGUGUCCAGGGGCUCCUCCGACGACAUCAGCGUCCUCGUCGUCCAGCUCCAGCGCCCUCUCCGAUAAAAUCGUAGUAGUAGUAGCAGUUUAAUUAACACGCGAGAAGAUAUGCAUCGGCGCCAUGGAUGAUCACCCUACGUGUAGAUAGAGAGCUUUUUGACGUCGUCUCGUCCCCGGCCGCUCGAUCCGGCUGCUGAUGUCUGUAACAAGAUCAUUAGAUCAAGCACUGUUAGUGCUAAUAAUCAUCACCCGGUUGAGAUUUCGAUCACCCUGGGACGGGAAAUCUUCUGAAAACAA
Molecule: messenger RNA, 1606 nt
Organism: Triticum dicoccoides
Lineage: Eukaryota; Viridiplantae; Streptophyta; Magnoliopsida; Poales; Poaceae
Product: probable protein phosphatase 2C 32
Exons: 1
Coding region: 197-1375 (392 amino acids)
Biological process (GO): protein dephosphorylation
Molecular function (GO): cation binding; protein serine/threonine phosphatase activity
Source: RefSeq, a predicted model, not a curated record